GUACGAGCCUGCGCUGCCGGAACUGUCGGAGCCGUUACCCUGGAAACCGAGUUCUUCCUAGUCUAGUCGCCCGGAUUUUUAACCCAGUAGGCGCCAUUUGAGAGCAGCUGUCAGCAGGGCUCUUCCCCACCCUUCUCCUCUUCACCCCGUAGCCCGCUAUUGAGCCAUUCCCUUUCUGGGCCACGCCCCAACCCCAUUCCUUCUCUUUUUCUUUGCUGCUGACGUCUGCUCAGUCUUUUCCCAUAGUUUAGUCCUACUAUUCCUGACCCCUACUUUACACCCUUCUCCCUUUAUUAUCCUUGCAAGAUCCUCUUCCAGUGGUAGUACUCAAUAAUCAUCACUCCCAGCUCUCCUUCCUUCUUUUACUGUCCCUAAUGCCCCUUAACACGUCUCCGCUAUCACACCCCCAGUUCUUCCAACGGGGUUGUUUCUACGAUUUCUUUCUCUCCAGUCUUGUGCCUCAAAUUACGGAGCAACUCGGCUUUAUUCAUUUCUGCCCUAGCUUAUCGCUGAUCCUCUCCAGCCCUCAUUGUAGAAGUAUCCAUUACUGCUUCCUUCUAGCAUCUUCUGGUUGUGUCCAUAACACCGCUGGAGCCCCAUCUUGGAAGCUGACUGCCCCCGGGGUCUUCCCAGGGCACUGGGGAGGGCCGAGGCCGAGGCCAACCAUGCCCAGUCUGCUGCUGCUCGCCGCUGCUGCACUGCUGUCCAGCUGGGCUCAGCUUCCGGCCGAAGCCAGCUCCUGGUGGUCAUUAGCUAUGAACCCAGUGCAGAGACCCGAGAUGUUUAUCAUCGGUGCCCAGCCCGUGUGCAGCCAGCUUCCCGGGCUCUCCCCCGGCCAGAGGAAGCUGUGCCAACUGUACCAAGAGCACAUGGCCUACAUAGGGGAGGGGGCCAAGACGGGCAUCAAGGAGUGCCAGUACCAGUUCCGGCAGAGGAGGUGGAACUGCAGCAUCGUGGACAACACGUCUGUCUUCGGGCGAGUCAUGCAGAUAGGGAGCCGGGAGACGGCCUUCACCUAUGCAGUGAGCGCGGCGGGCGUGGUGAACGCCAUCAGCCGGGCUUGCCGCGAAGGUGAGCUCUCCACAUGCGGCUGCAGCCGGACCGCGCGGCCCAAGGACCUUCCCCGAGACUGGCUGUGGGGUGGCUGCGGGGACAAUGUGGAGUAUGGCUACCGCUUUGCUAAGGAGUUCGUGGAUGCCCGCGAGCGGGAGAAGAACUUUGCCAAGGGGUCGGAGGAGCAGGGCCGAGUGCUCAUGAACCUGCAGAACAACGAGGCGGGUCGGAGGGCUGUGUACAAGAUGGCAGAUGUGGCCUGCAAAUGCCACGGUGUCUCGGGGUCCUGCAGCCUUAAGACGUGCUGGCUGCAGCUGGCCGAGUUCCGCAAGGUGGGGGACCAGCUGAAGGAGAAGUACGACAGCGCGGCCGCCAUGCGCAUCACCCGCAAAGGCAAGCUGGAGCUGGUCAACAGCCGCUUCAACCAGCCCACGCCGGAGGACCUGGUCUAUGUGGACCCCAGCCCUGACUACUGUCUGCGCAACGAGACCACGGGCUCCCUGGGCACUCAAGGCCGCCUCUGCAACAAGACCUCGGAGGGCAUGGACGGCUGUGAGCUCAUGUGCUGUGGCCGUGGCUACGACCAGUUCAAGAGCGUCCAGGUGGAGCGCUGCCACUGCAAGUUCCACUGGUGCUGCUUUGUCAGGUGCCGGAAGUGCACUGAGAUCGUCGACCAGUACGUGUGCAAAUAGCCAGCGAGGGCCUGCUCCUCUGGCCUCGCCUCUGCUCUGCCUCACAAAGUUUAUAUUAUAGAAAUCUAUAUAAAUCUAUUUUAUAUUUGUAUAAAUAAAUGGAUGGAUGAUAAAUAAUUAAAGGAAGAAAAUGGAAAGGAAAAGCUUAUUUAAGAGACGCUGGAGACCUUUGAGGAUGGACUGUGCUGGUUCUCUACUCCGGAUGGGUGGGGGAAGGGGCUUCUCCCCCUCCCCCUGGUGGGGAUUCACAGUGGGUAGGGACUUGAGGAUAUUCACUGUUGGGCCACCAUGGCCUCGAGGAGACUCAUGGUGGUUAGAUGGAGAAGAUGCUUUUGUCUGGAAGACUGGAGCCUUCGCCGGGUGGAUGCCCCCAUUCCCCCCCUCUCCCGUAACCUCCGUCGUUAGCCAGGAGUCCCUGUCCAUGGUGGCAGAACUCAGCGCAAACCAUCACGUCCUCGGGUUCUUGUCCAGAAAACUGAUUGUUUCCAUAAGAGGCCCAGGGCUUGCUCACCCUUUCAUUUCUGUGUACCCUUGCAGAAUCCGCAGUUAUAGGAGCGAGGACAGACCCCAUGUCAUCUCUGACCACUGACCACAAAGUAGACCCGCACCUCCCCAGAUUCCCCGGCUUGUCUUCCCAGCAAGAAUUAUUCUCCCUUCACAGUUCACUGGCUCCUGCCACCCAUUCCCUGCGCCAAGGGGAAAGGGGGUCCCUUGGCCUGACUUGUCAGGAAAGAUGUGAACAGAGUAUUUGUUCCUGAGCUGCAGAAAGCCAGGAGUGUAACUGGACCAAGCGAACGUUGCACUGUGCUCCCGCAGGGAGGGGCAGCCGGGGUGCUGCUGUCACUUCCUCCAUCACGGAGGCCCCACCAAUGACAGGAUGUGCAGCCAGUUCAAGCUGAGCUGGCCCGGCACCGUCUUUUCAUCUCUGUCCCAGAUGUACAGUUUCUCUCUGAUAUUAAAUACCCUUCACUGGA
This is a messenger RNA of Suricata suricatta (meerkat), 2719 nucleotides long. It is a transcript of the gene WNT5B, whose product is annotated as Wnt family member 5B. Gene Ontology annotation, biological process: neuron differentiation; canonical Wnt signaling pathway; multicellular organism development. The record is from RefSeq and is a predicted model, not a curated record. NCBI's taxonomy places the organism in Eukaryota, Metazoa, Chordata, Mammalia, Carnivora, Herpestidae. The coding region runs from base 375 to 1745 and encodes 456 amino acids. Gene Ontology annotation, cellular component: extracellular region. The transcript has 5 exons. Gene Ontology annotation, molecular function: frizzled binding; cytokine activity.